AUGGGGGUAGCACUGAAGCGGCCCACGGAGCGAGGAAAGGCUGGCGCAGCACUCCACCCAACGGGCACGUGUGACCCCACCGGCUUCGGCAACGUAGAUGACAACAGCUCAGGGGGACGUGUAGAUUCUGAUGAGCCACUAGGCCAGCUAAAGCCGAGCGCGGCGCACGUUAUGAGCAACACGGACUCCGGCAGCACUGCGCAGUUGCCGGCCGGUGCCGACGGGGCGGUGAUGACGUCGCCGAAAAGAAUCGCGGGCAGCCACGCUGCGGCUACUGACCCGCGUGCGAACUGUGCCGUAGAAGUCAGAAGAGGCGUCGCCGAGGAAGGACAAAAGGGCAACAGCAGCAACAGCAGCAGCGUCAAAGAUCUUGAUAGAGGCGUCGCACUGCGCAGACGAGGGAGUCACGGCAACACCGCAGAUGUGAACAGCGCGGGACAGCACAGCGGUGGCGCAGCGGGCUCGCCGGCGCAGCGAGCAGCGGCGGAGGUCGACACUGGCGUUUCUCAUGCCCCACAGCAGCAACCGCAACCACAACCGCAGCAACCACCGACGAAUACUCAAUCAGCCUCUUUGAUGAAGUUGUCGCUCCGCGCCAUGCGUAUUGUAGCACGUGUCGACACCAUCGUGCGCAGGUGCGAGGACCUCGACCCGACCCCACCCACCGUCGAGGAACGGGGCAUGUACGAAGUCUUUGCGGCGCUACGCAACAGCGCCGUCGGCCCGCUCUUUCUUAGCCACCCGGAGGUCUCGCUGUCGAACCGGUCGAGCGUCAUCUGCAUCCCGGACUUUUAUCAAGAUGAGGUGAUCAACGGCUACCGCCUCCGCGCGGCCUACAACGCGGGCACGAUCGGACGCAGUUAUUUCGCCACGCGCGACCUGACGUCGAGCUCGAGCGCGUCCCUCUCCACCGGGCACAGCGGCGGCGGCACAGCCGACGACGCCGCGACGGAAUCGAUGUUUCGCGUCUUGAAAGUCGUCAGCUUUGUCCUGCGGCGCUCUCUCAUGGACGCCGUCACGGCAGAGCAGCGGGUCUUGGUGAACGUGCUGCACGAAAACGUCCUGCGCCUCUGCGACGUCCUCAACGACGAGGCAGGGGAGAACAUGAUCGUCAUCACAAACUACCAGCCCAAGGGCAAUAUCGGCUGCUACGCCGGCAAACUUGCCGGCGACGGUGACAAACUGCGCCGCAUCCUGACGGAGAUGGCGGUGGGGCUGCGCAUCCUUCACUCCCACAAGGUGUACCACAACAAUUUGAAACUGGACAACGUGCUCGAAAACGCGGACGGGCACUUCUGCAUUGCCGACGCCGGGUUCUGGCGCCUCUUCGCCUCGCAGUGCCCCGAGGACCUCGUCUUCAACGGCGAGCUGGCCUCGCUUCCGCCGGAGGUGUUCGACCCGAGCGGGCCGUACGCCACGGGCGACAUCGACGCCGUGUCGCAGGCGGGCGUGGACGGGGCGGCGGCCGUGGACAUUUGGGGCUUCGGUAUCCUCAUGUACCGACUCGCAUACGGCGCCGAGCCGGUCGAGAUCGCCGAGCGCUCCUACGAGCAGGUGCGGGAGCGGGUGCUGAACUUUGAGUUGACCUUCCCGGCCCAGCCGCAGUGGAGCUUCGCAGGGGACCUGGAGGAGGCAAUCCAGUGGUGUCUGCAGAAGAAGGCGGCGCACCGGCCGAGCAUCCUGCGACUGCUGCGGCAUCCAUUUUUCAAAGAUGGGCUGAUGGGCAGCGUCAUGGCUCCGCGCUGCAUCUCCAUGACCGGCAGCUUUGCGUUUGGCGGCGCGUACCAGUCGAGCAGCCUUGGCGACCGCACGCUGAGCAACCAGAACCUGCGCGGGGCGUCCUUGAGUAACGUCUCGAUGCCGACAACGCGGUCUCAGCAGCGCAACGGAUUCCAGGUAGACGCCUUUCUCGGCGAGGGCCGCUUCUCCGAGACACUGCUCGUGCACCUGCGCCGCAACCCCUCAAAACAGUUCGCCUUCAAGAUCAUCUACAAGUCGAUCCUGAAGCAGCUGCGCGCGCCAGACCGCGAGGCGUGGGCAAACGGACUGCGUCGCCAGCUUGUUAUCUGUCGCAAGGUGAACCACCCGAACAUCAUGCACUUCAUUGACAUCGUCGAGGACAGGAAGGUGGACUGCUUUGUGGUACAGGAGUACGUGCAGGCCGGCUCCAUUCGCUCCGUCCCGGCCGUCGAGAACGGCGACUCGUUCCCGACGCUGCAGGAGUUCUUAGUGGACGUGCUGUCCGGCCUCGUGCACCUGCACGACAACGGUGUCGUGCACCUGUGCCUCUCUCCCUCAAACAUUUUCUUCUCGGAGGACACGUUUCACUACCGCCUUGCGGAUUUCGGCCCGUUGUUCGUGACUGUCGAUGCCCUCACCGCGUCCAUCGCCGCCGGGACGCCGCUCUACACGCUCCCGGAGUGGCUGCGGAAGGAAUCUCCCAUCAACGGCACCCAUGUCGACGUCUUUUGCGUCGGUCUCCUCGCUGCGUCGGUGCUGCCGGAGGUGUACAAUCACGUGUGGAACGAGUUGCGUGAGACGUACCACGACGAUAGCUUCUCUGUGGAGGCGGUGCUCGCGGCCGUGCGGGACCCCCUCUCACGCCUUCCGGAGACGCUGAUCGCGUUUAUUGAGGACGCGUUGUUAGGCAAACUGCUCGACGCCCGUGCGGCGCUGCAGCAUCUGUACUUUAAAAACAUGGAAGCGGCGCAGAACCAACCAAAGCGGAUCAUCGACGUGACGAACGACGAGAUUCGCGGCGCCGUGCACUCAAAGCCGGAGACGCGCGACGAGACGCCCAUGAUGGACGCGCUGGCGCAGGACCCCUUCCAGGAAAGUCAGAUGCUGACCUCCGUGACCGACGGCGGUGGGCUGAACACCGAGUCGGGCAACGACGCGUCUGUCAGCGCCGGCAUCAACCCCGACCGCUUCGAGGUGUUGACGUUCACCGGAGACAUCUUGUCGUGCGGGCAGUGCGGCGCGGAGCUCACCGUGGCGCUGUACCAGUGCCCCGACUGCGUGGACUACGUCCGCUGUGGAAAGUGCUCCGUCGGCGACCACCACAAGGUCGACCACCAACUUGUUCCGUACGUCGUCUACACCAUCGAGCACAGCCCGGAGGGCGGGAACAAAGCCGUACUUGUCCACCCCUCCGAUGUGCCGGACGUGCACGCGCUGGAGACGCUGGAGAUGACGGCAAACUUCCCUGUCGGGUCCCUCACCACGCAGCUCACGGCGCUGCGUGCGGCGGAGCGCUCGAUUGCGCUGCGCAGCGGCGGUGGGACGAGCAUCACGAAGAACGUGUUUACUGACAUGGAGAGCGUCGUGCACCUCCCAGAUGAUGUAAACGAACAGAGCAUCUCCACGACCAUCAACGGUCGGAGUUCCAUGAGCCUGCGCGGGUGGGGCGUCGUGCCCACCGGUGGUGGUGGUGGCGUAACCAGCGGUAUGGUUCCUCCCGGUGCGAGCAUUGCGAGCAGCUCCGUCGGCAUCAACUUUAAUCGCGCGGACUUCAUCACGCCGCAAGACGCUGGUUCGCUGUGUCUGCCACUGGCACCGAAGUUCUCGCUUAUGAAAGGCAAGGAGACCAAGAAGUUGGCGUUACCGAAAGCAGAGGAAAUCGAGGACGACGACUGGCAGCAGGAGCUGGAACGGUGUCGUACCACCAACUCGAAUGAGUUGCUCUUGUAUAGCUAUGGCCUGGAAAGUGUGCCGGUGGAGGUGUACAACCCACCGCUGUUGCAGGUCGUUGUGCUGGACCUGUCGCAGAACAGUCUUACCUCUCUUCCACACGAGCUGAGUUUUCUGAUACGACUGCGCAAGCUGGUCGUGUCGUACAACAAGCUGACGGACCUGCCAGACAGCCUAGGCAACCUGAACGAGUUGGAGUCCUUUGAUGCGAGCCACAACGCCAUCGAGGAGCUGCCGCAGACCUUCAUCUAUCUUAGCUCUCUCACCUCGGCCGCGCUCGACUACAACAACUUUGCGCAGAUCCCCGAGAGUCUGCUGGAGAUUAUGGCGACGCCGUUGAUGGUCACGGCGCCACAGACCAGCACGGAGUCUUGUAGCGGCGGCGUCACGGGCAACACCCAGACCGGCAUGCAGCGCCUCACCAGCUCCGUCGCAAAUCUGGCCGCGUCGUCGGCAACGAACGGCAGCGGGAGCGUGACCAAGACAACGUUCCUGUCGCCGAAGCUGAAGGUGAUCUAUCUUGCGGCGAAUGACCGCAUCACCACCUUUCCCGAAAAGCGUUUGCUGGAGCGCUUUGACGACCUGACGAUUGCCGUGGACAACGAGCCGUCGCUGUACAAGUACUACUACGACAACAACCUCGACACCGUGCUGCCGAACAUCACCAUAAAUUGGAACAAGAUUUACCCCGACGAGAUCAUUCCCUAUUUGUUUUGUGGUAGUCUGCGCUCCGCGCAGUCGCAGAUGGUGUACCGGAAACUGAACAUCUCCUACCUCCUAACCGUUGGCCGGCAGCUCGUGCCCGUCCCACCGGAGGGCGGCACUCACAAGGUCAUCGUGGUGGACGACAUUCCCGGUGCAGACAUUCGCACUUCCUUCCGUGAGGCGGUUGGUUUCAUUGAGGAGAGUCAGCAGAAGAAGAGCGGCUGUCUGGUGCACUGCUUCGCGGGCCUCUCGCGCUCUGCCACCACUGUGAUUGCGUACCUUAUGAUGAGAAAGAACAUGCGGUUAGAUGAGGCGUACCUGGUAGCGAAGAAAGGGCGGCCUGCAAUUUUGCCGAACAAGGGUUUCUUCGAUCAGCUGGUGGAGCUGGAUCACGAGUUAUUCCCGGAUGCGACGCGUCCGCUCGAUAUUGAGUCUCUAGGAAGGCCAGCCGGUUAA
Molecule: messenger RNA, 4851 nt
Organism: Leptomonas pyrrhocoris
Lineage: Eukaryota; Euglenozoa; Kinetoplastea; Trypanosomatida; Trypanosomatidae
Product: putative dual specificity protein phosphatase
Exons: 1
Coding region: 1-4851 (1616 amino acids)
Biological process (GO): protein phosphorylation; protein dephosphorylation
Cellular component (GO): cytoplasm
Molecular function (GO): protein binding; ATP binding; protein serine/threonine kinase activity
Source: RefSeq, a predicted model, not a curated record